UGAAAUUUUUCUUUUUCUUCAAUCGAUUCGAAAUACUAGAAUUGAAUCACGAAACAAACAGAAUGCAAUAGAAUUUUCAAUCCUGAAAUCUUGAUCUUGUUUCGUGAAAACAAAAAAGUUUUAUUUCUGUUUGUUGUUGUUUUGUUUUUGUUUCAUCAUUAUCAUCAUUACAAACAUUACUAUUUUUCAAAAUGAGUUAUCAAUUAUAUCGUAAUACAACGAUUGGCAAUACACUACAGGAAACAUUGGAUGAAUUUAUUCAGUCCGGACAAGUUAGUCCACAAUUGGCACAAAAAGUUUUAUUACAUUUUGAUAAAGCCAUUAAUGCUGCCUUUCCUGCUCGUGUUCGAUCCAGAUUAACAUUUAAGGCAGGACAUUUAAAAACAUAUCGUUAUUGUGAUAAUGUAUGGACAAUUGUAUUGAAAGAUGCUGAAUUUCGUGAAACAGGUGAAUUAAUACAAAUUGAUAAGGUUAAAAUUGUUGCUUGUGAUGGUAAAAAUACACAACAACAACAGCAACAAGCACAACCAACAAAAGAAGAUUAAAUGAUUGAAUCAUUGCAGAGAUUUGAAUUUCGCGAAUUGCGAAUGGGCGCCAUCAUCAUCAUAAGAAUUUAUCUAUCUUUUUUCUUUUUCAAUUUCUGUUUCGAAAAAAAAUGUAAAAUUCAAAAAACUUUUCUGCAUUCAUUUGUCCAACCACUUUUGUUCAUUGGUCUCAGAAUUUUUCAUCAUUAGAAAAUAAUCAUAAUAAAAUUUUGUUUUUUUUUUCGGGGGAUUUUAAAA
Dermatophagoides pteronyssinus (European house dust mite) is the source of this 782-nucleotide messenger RNA. RefSeq names its product general transcription factor IIA subunit 2 (gene TfIIA-S). Gene Ontology annotation, biological process: transcription initiation at RNA polymerase II promoter. Lineage: Eukaryota; Metazoa; Arthropoda; Arachnida; Sarcoptiformes; Pyroglyphidae. The record is from RefSeq and is a predicted model, not a curated record. Gene Ontology annotation, cellular component: transcription factor TFIIA complex.